Molecule: messenger RNA, 1716 nt
Organism: Hyla sarda
Lineage: Eukaryota; Metazoa; Chordata; Amphibia; Anura; Hylidae
Gene: NPHS2
Product: NPHS2 stomatin family member, podocin
Exons: 10
Coding region: 130-1449 (439 amino acids)
Cellular component (GO): plasma membrane
Source: RefSeq, a predicted model, not a curated record
GCCGUCUCCUCACACGGGGAUUCCUCCGCGCUGGUGACGUCACUGUACAGCCUGAAACGUCUUUUGUUUUAACCCUUUCAUUGCACAUAUGAGAAAUAGACAUCAGAGGCCGGGAAUUCGAAUUCCGCCAUGUGCGCGGGGAGCAGGAUGAAAUCUAUGGGACUCUGCUGUGGCGGAAUUUUCGGGCUGAAUAUUUCAGAACUUCUGACGUGUAAACGAGGCCUUAGAUGUCGGAGAUGUGGAAUGUGUCUCAUUACCUCCCGUCUGGCGACACGUUCCAGCUGUCACCACCGCAUAAGAAGAGCAGCCGACCCCCGCCCCGGCCAUCACACCAUGACUGAGAGAAGGUCCCGCAGCUCCUCCAGAGAAGCUCCUCACAAGCAGAGGGACUCCGCCGGCCAAGGGUCUAAGAGGGGGGAAAAGAAAGGAAACCCAGGAAGACCCCGGAGCGAGAAGGUCAGAGACCCCCCGAAGAACGAUGGGAAAGUGUCCGCUGUGGUCAACGUGGACGAUGUGGUGGCUUCAGACGAGGAGACGGAAGUUAUGGCUCUUCUGGAGGGCGAGCAGAGGGAGGACGUGAAGUCUCCCGGCCUUAGACUAUGUGAGCUCCUCCUCACCGUGUGCUGCGCACUGCUCGCCGUCCUCACCUUCCCGCUCUCCGUCUGGUUCUGCAUUAAGAUUCUGAGAGAAUACGAGCGCGCGGUUAUAUUCCGCCUGGGACGCCUGCUGCCGGGUCGGGCCAGAGGGCCGGGAAUCUGUUUUUAUCUCCCGAUUCUGGACAAAUGCACCAAGCUGGACCUCCGUAUAAAGACCUUCCAGGUUCCCUUUCACCAGAUUGUUACUAAAGAUCUGGUGACAUUGGAGGUCGACGCGAUCUGUUAUUACCGCCUAGAAAACGCUGCUCUAUUUCUAACAAGUGUCAACAACGUCUCCAGCGCCCUCCAGCUGCUGAUCCAGAGCACAACCAAGCGUCUUCUGGCACACAGAUCCUUCCUAGAUAUCCUACUAGAAAGAAAGAGCAUCGGAGAGGAAGUGAAGGUGGCAUUGGACGCUGUGACGUGUCAUUGGGGGAUAAAAGUGGAAAGAACAGAAAUUAAAGACAUUAAUCUUCCUGAAGAAGUGAAGCGGUCAAUGGCGGCAGAAGCUGAGGCACAGAGACACUCCAAAGUCAAGAUCCUCGCAGCGGAAUGCGAAAAGACUGUCUCGGAAUCGCUGAAAGUGGCGGCAGAGAGUCUAUCGGGGUCGCCCACCGCCGUACAGCUCCGGUAUCUUCACACCUUACAGUGUAUGACGUCCGAGAAACCCGCGACCUUCCUGGUGCCGUUCCCGUAUGACCUCAUGAACCUUAAUAUUCUGCCAAACCUGCAGGCAAAAAACAUGAAGACCGACGGCCCGAAAUCUGAUACCGAAGCUGAACGGGACACCAAGAAGGAUUCUCCGAUGCUCUAAACCGAGGACGACGUUAGACAGAUAGAUAGGGCAGAGUUUCCCAACCAGGGUGCCUCCAGCUGUUGCAAAACUACAACUUACAUGCUGGGAGUUGUAGUUUUGCAACAGCUGGAGGUGCACUGAUUGGGAAACAGAGAGAUAGAGACUGGGGCAUUUACGGAGUAAAUCAGAGAAACAUGGAGGUGAUGUCCACCAUAUACCAUAAAAAUAAUCGAUUGGAGACGUUGUUUUUGUAUCUUAUACUUUUGUAAUAAAUUAUUCACAAAU